UAGCCCCUCCCCCGGGCUCGCGACAGUUGCAUAACCCUCACCGAGGGUCUGCGCGGACAGCUAAAACUGCGACUAAAACGGGUUAAAUGACAUCAAACUUAUGCUAUGGCUUCCAGAUAAACGGUUAUUCGCUUUUAUCUUUACGUGGCGACGGAUUUCCCGCCCCCAGACAAACACAAAGGAAGGUUCAGGCGGAAAACAAAGCCCCCGGCCGAUGGUUGUUUUGAACAGACUGCUAACUUCUGACAGCAGCGGAGUUUAGAAGCUAGCUCGUCGCGGUGCAGCCAAACAGGCAUCGCAAAAUGGUGAUUUUCUCCUCGGCAGUUCGACCUCUGGUGUCUCAUCUACACCGUCAGCUCGUCAAACACGCCAAGAGUCGCCGAGUGACGCCUGUCAGACGAUGCAACCUCGCGGCGUGCUCCAGCAAAUAUGUGCUUUCUCAGAUGCAUCCCAUGUGGCAGGAGCCCCUCGCUGUUCCGGGAGGGGAUCGGCAGUCUCCCGUGGACAUCGCUGUGAAGAAGAGUGUCUUUGAUGCGGAGCUGAAGCCGCUGGUGACCAGCUACGACCCUCACACUUGCCAGCAGAUCUGGAACAACGGUUACUCCUUUCUGGUGGAGUACGACGACACCAAGGACAAGAACACGCUGACGGGAGGCCCCCUGCAGGACCAAUUCAGGCUGUGUCAGUUCCACUUCCACUGGGGUGAGACCAACGAGUGGGGGUCGGAGCACACCGUGGACCGACGACUGUUCCCUGCAGAGCUCCAUUUGGUCCACUGGAACGCUGACAAGUACAGCCUGUUUGAGGAGGCGGUGAUGGAGGACAACGGCCUGGCCGUUAUUGGAGUCUUUCUGAAGGUGGGAAAGAGACACGAGGGGCUGCAGAAGCUGGUAGACGCGCUGCCGACAAUCAGACACAAGGACAGCAUUGUGGAGUUUAACCGGUUUGAUCCCAGCUGUCUGUUACCUGGCAACAUCAACGACUACUGGACAUACCACGGCUCUCUGACCACGCCCCCUCUGACUGAAUCCGUCACCUGGAUCAUCAUGAAGCAGCACAUAGAAGUUAGCCAUGACCAGCUGGCUGUCUUCCGAAGCCUCCUUUUCACCUCGGCCGAGGAAGAAGUGCAGAAAAGUAUGGUGAACAACUUCCGAGUGCAGCAGCCUCUCCGAGGUCGCGCCAUCCGCUCCUCCUUCACCCCGUUCCUGCAGGAGGCGCCGUAAGCGGAGGGCCCUGAUGCUGCACAAAAAGCUGGUUCUAGAUCCAGAGGAGGGUUUUAUUUCUUAUGGUUCAAUCAUGUCUUUAUUAUCACAAAGGGUUUAGCCCUGAUGUGUUGGGUUGAGGUUAUUUUCUUUGUCUCUUCAGACCAGUUACUGAUGAGGGACGGCUGCUGUGGGGGAGGGGGUAGUUCUAAUGGCAUUAAUGACCUGAAUCAUAGUUAUUAUGCAAACUGCAUUUUCUUCUUCUUACUGAGCUUUUGUUGGUAGAAACCCGGACGACGCACGGGAGAUUUGAAACAAUCACAUCAGAUGUUUUUUUUUAUUUUUAACAGUUGCUUGAUGAAAACUCUGGUUGUGUGAUUCUUCUGAUUCACCGCAGAGACGUGAAUGUUUUGUUUUAUAGCUGUUACAAGGAGACCACGCCGUAUACGUCUGACAUUCAGAAACAUGCUUGAUUCAAACGUCUUUUACUUUAAACCGAGUUGUGAAACUCUGAAGCUGUGGUUCUCCUACGUAGAGCCCGUGUUACUAAUGCGCACAAACACACUGGUUUACUGAAGCACGGGCAUGGAAUGUUACAUAAUCGUUAGUGGGCGGGGCUUAUAGGGUAAAAUACCACAACCCGAGUGCCUUAAAUGUUCUCUCUGAGUCACUUCUGUUUGCAGAGAGAGACAUCUCAAAUCUCACCUCUAAAGGGAUGUUUUGGUCUUUUUGUCAGUUAUUUAUCUCUGGUGAGGAACCUACCUGCAGGGGGCGGGCCCAUAGAAACAGGAAGUAGUUUUCUGACUGGGGCAAUAGUCUAGGCUGGCUAACUUAGUAGCUUACAAACCACUUUAACUGACCUCACCUGCUAAGUGUAGGCAAAUACCUGAAAGAAGGUCACUUUAAAAUGAGCUGAAUAGCGCUUUACUGAUGUCUACAGUCUCACCAUCAGUCUGUUUUCAUAUGAUAUGAAGAUAAGUCGGCGCUGGAGUAGAUAAAUGUAAUAAAGCUGCCAGAUAGAACAAAAUAAAAACCGUAGUUUAGUGUUUGUGACGUGAAUCAGGUUGUGGGUUAGGAGUGUUUAGACUUUCAAUUACAGAUAGUUUAUUAACACUUACAGCAGCUGUUAGCGUCACCGUUGCUAAAUUCCAACAUUAAUUAGUUUAAAAAGCAUUUUAAGCUGCAUCUAGUGGAACUUAUCCAGCAUCUAAAGCUCCAGAUGGAUUCCUCUUGGGUGCCGUUGAGUGCUGAGAGGAUUUUGUAGCUCACGUUGGAGUCUGGUGUUCUUCCUGCUUCGGGUCACACCCAGCAGCUGUCGGUACACCGCGGGCUACAGUCCUGCUGGAAAGCUAAAGAUGGCCCAUGUCAGGAAAAUGUGGCUCCGCAGGCGUAAAAAUCGCAUCAUAUCCGACUUCUUUUAAAUGACACGGACAGACGGAGCUGAGGACGGGGUGAGAGGUCACGGCACAGCUAUCCAAACUGCCCCGAGUGAUGCUAACAUGUUGAGAUGGCUGCAGAAUAGCUGAAUAAACACCAGAGAGGCUGAGAUGAUCUUUAGCGUGGAUUUGAUGAGGUGAGGUUGUUUUUCUUUUGUGAUUUGUGUCAGGACUCAGUUCUGCCUUCAUCUUUGUGUUUAAAAUGUUCACCAUCGCCUCUGUUAACCUUUUUAUUAGUGUUUUAAUAUUAGAUAUGUGACUAAACGGCCUUCUGUCCCGUUACAGAUGUCAGAAAUCACUUAUGCAUGAAGACGCGCUGCGAUUUCUGCAUCUUUGUAGCUCAACGAGCUUUUAACCUUUUUUUUUUAAACCAGAAUGUGUCUGCAGGAUGUUUGUGUGUCUCUGCAGCUCACCGGGAUGUUUUAGCAGCUGGAGGCCGUGUUUGCUUCACACUGUACUCGGUUCAUAUUUUAGCUGCUUGUUUGUGCAGCGUUCAGCCUACAUUCCUGCCCAUCAGGGCCCUCCCAGCAUGCCUUGCGUCCCACCUGGGUGGCUGCUGCACAUCUCAUUUUAAAUGAACUGACAUUCGUGUCUGAGGUUGAAAAAUAAAGUAAUAUAUGAGACCAAAAAGCA
Molecule: messenger RNA, 3271 nt
Organism: Nothobranchius furzeri (turquoise killifish)
Lineage: Eukaryota; Metazoa; Chordata; Actinopteri; Cyprinodontiformes; Nothobranchiidae
Source: RefSeq, a predicted model, not a curated record